Messenger RNA from Amaranthus tricolor (Joseph's coat), 3033 nucleotides. RefSeq names its product BTB/POZ domain-containing protein At1g30440. The coding region runs from base 868 to 2781 and encodes 637 amino acids. The record is from RefSeq and is a predicted model, not a curated record. The transcript is spliced from 4 exons. NCBI's taxonomy places the organism in Eukaryota, Viridiplantae, Streptophyta, Magnoliopsida, Caryophyllales, Amaranthaceae. Gene Ontology annotation, molecular function: protein binding.
CUACAAUAUCUAACUUUUGAGUCUUCCUGUCGAAAGCAAAUUGACCAAAAUAAUAAGGGUAGAUUGCUUUAAAAAAUGGUGAUAUGCAUAGUUUAAAGAAUCUUAAUACCAAAUUUCGAGAAAACCAUGAGUAGUGCUCAAGAUAAACACUCAUGGCUCAACCCUAAAGGCACAACACUACCAGUUGAGCGUGAAGGAUACUGUAUCUCUUCUCUAUUACAAUUUACAUUGAACUAAUAAAUUUACAUUUAUUUUAUCAAAAAUUUAAAUUUAAUCGAAUCAAAUACUAGUAGUAACUGUCAAGUUUCCAUAGCUUCUGCCAUUAAUACCCAUGUUCGACUUUCUUAAGCAUUUAAAUAAUACCCUUUACUCUUUUUACUGUAUAUAUUUUUAUUCUUUAAUGGCAUAAAAAACCCCUAUUUGGCUCUUUUACUUUGAUGUAAUGAUUAAUACUUCUAAGGUUCAAUUUUGGAAUCUUCUGCCUCAUGUUCUUUUUUAGAGGCUGAGUUGGUUUUGUUUUUUUAUGAAUUUUUUAUAUAUUUUUUCUUCAUUUGUUAUUGCAAGCAACUCCAUGGUUGUUAUGGUGUUGGGUUUUCGAUUUCAAUGAAGAAUCUUUGAGGGGUUGACCUAAUUUCUGUAUUUUUGUUCCCUAUUUUCUGGGUUUUUUUUUGAUAAGUUGAGUUUGAUUCUUUUUGGAUCAGAUUAGGGUUUUGGUUAUUUCAGUAGUUUAUACUGAAAAUAAUGUGAAUUGGGUCAAAUUUAGUUUUUCAUUUUGCUAGAUUUUAAAUUUUAGUAUUAUUGAAUUUAGUUGGAGAUUUUCUAUUGUGAAGCACAAGAAAAUCUGAGCAUAGCACCAUUGUAGCAAAAAUGGCUUGUAUGAAGUUGGGAUCCAAGAAUGAUGCAUUUCAGAGAAAAGGGCAGGCUUGGUUUUGCACGACUGGUCUUCCAAGCGACAUUACUGUUGAAGUUGGUGAGAUGUCGUUCCAUCUCCACAAGUUUCCGCUUCUAUCACGGAGUGGGGUCUUGGAAAGAUUAAUCGCUGAUUCUGAUGAGGGGGAAGAGGGUUUCGUUAUAAGCUUAAGUGAUUUGCCCGGUGGAGCAAAAAUGUUUGAACUUGUUGCCAAGUUCUGCUAUGGAGUGAAACUUGAACUUACGGCUUCAAAUGUUGUCUACUUACGUUGUGUCGCUGAAUACCUCGAGAUGACCGAGGAGUAUGGAGAAGGUAACUUAAUACAUCAAACCGAAACAUUUUUGACUCAAGGAGUCCUUAAGAGUUGGAAAGAGUCUUUGAGAGCUCUUCAAAUGUGUGAUGACAUACUUUCCUACGCGGAUCAACUCCAUAUCACAAAGAGAUGUAUCGAGUCCUUGGCCGUCAAAGCUAGCACUGACCCGAAUCUAUUUGGAUGGCCUGUUGUGGAGCGUGGUGGGCCGAUGCAAAGUCCCGGUGGCAGUGUCUUGUGGAAUGGCAUUAGCACGGGUGCUAAACCUAAAAAUUCAAGCUCGGAUUGGUGGUACGAUGAUGCGUCAACUUUGAGCUUCCCUUUGUACAAAAGGCUGAUAGCAGCCAUGGAAUCUCGGGGAAUUAAGCCCGAGAUAAUUUCUGGUUCUGUUGCUUAUUAUGCUAAAAAAUAUCUACCUGGUUUGAACCGGCAUCAGGAUGUCGGUGAUCCUAGCUCCCACCUCGGGCCUUCUAUGUCAAGUCCACCCUCCGAAGACGACCAGAAGCUAUUGAUUGAAGAGAUGGACCGAUUGCUUCCCAUGCAGAAGGGUCUUGUCCCCACCAAGUUUCUUGUUGGUCUCCUUCGAACUGCCAUGAUCCUUCGAGCCGACACAACUUGCAUAUCAAACCUUGAAAAGAGAGUCGGAAUGCAGCUUGAUCAAGCGAAGUUGGAAGAUCUUCUGAUGCCUAACUUCUCUUAUUCGAUGGAAACGCUGUAUAACGUCGAUUGUGUGCAGAGGAUUCUCGAGCACUUUAUGUCCCUCGAUCAGGCUAACGGUGAUAUUUCCUCGUGUUCCAGUGAUGACGAUCAAUUGAUCGGUUCACCUUCUUUAACACCUAUCACAAUGGUUGCUAAAUUGAUUGACGGGUACCUUGCCGAGGUGGCACCCGAUAUCAAUCUAAAGCUUCCUAAAUUUCAAGCUCUUGCUGCUGCUGUUCCCGAGUUUGCUAGACCCUUGGAUGACGGGAUUUAUCGUGCUAUCGACAUUUACCUGAAGUCGCACGCUUGGUUAUCCGAGUCGGAGCGAGAACAACUCUGCAGGCUGAUAGACUGUCAAAAGCUUUCUUUGGAAGCUUGCACCCAUGCAGCUCAGAACGAAAGAUUACCGUUGAGAAUCGUAGUACAAGUUCUGUUCUUCGAGCAGCUGCAACUACGAAAUUCGAUUGCUGGGUGUUUUCUGGUUUCCGAGAAUCUUGAAGGUUCGAGACAGUUGAGAAGCGGGAUGGCAGGAUCCAACGAAGGAGGCUGGACUACGGCCGUGAGAGAGAAUCAGGUAUUGAAGGUCGGAAUGGAUAGCAUGAGAAUGCGUGUUUCAGAACUCGAGAAGGAGUGCACAAACAUGAGACAAGAGAUCGAAAAACUCGGUCGAGUUAAGGGACGAUCAAGCACUUGGGGUAACGUUUCGAAGAAAUUGGGUUUCAGAAUGAAGUCGCAAAUGUGCAGCGCUGAAGAAGGGUCGGUUAGUAACCAAAGUAGCUUUGUGAGUGCGAAACACGAGAAAAUGAAGGGAAGGCUCGGUAAGCACAAAAAGAUGUCAGGAAUCAUUCAAUUGGAUGAAUGAUUGUGAGGGCCCGAUGAUCUUUUGCUACCGACUGUUUCGAUUUCUCGAACUAGAGCAGAAUCUCGUUGAUUUGUGUUCAUGUAUGUGGUUCGGUCCUUGCGACCGCAUCUUUGUAAUCAAUGUGGACUAUAUACGUUCUGUCCGGUACUGGAUCAUUAACUGCUACUUGUAAAGUUUUUUGUGAUUUGUUCUGCUACAUGCCUACGUCUUUUGAAUAGACUCGUCUUAUAAAAAGUCGAUGCGGUUUGGACA